Silurus meridionalis is the source of this 1255-nucleotide messenger RNA. Its product is annotated as H-2 class II histocompatibility antigen, E-S beta chain-like. The record is from RefSeq and is a predicted model, not a curated record. Gene Ontology annotation, molecular function: MHC class II protein complex binding. The transcript is spliced from 6 exons. Gene Ontology annotation, cellular component: membrane; MHC class II protein complex. NCBI's taxonomy places the organism in Eukaryota, Metazoa, Chordata, Actinopteri, Siluriformes, Siluridae. Bases 97 to 849 code for a protein of 250 amino acids. Gene Ontology annotation, biological process: peptide antigen assembly with MHC class II protein complex; immune response; antigen processing and presentation of exogenous peptide antigen via MHC class II.
GAGAUGUGUGUGUGUGUGUGUGUGUGUGUGUAUAGUAGAUCUGACUCUCUCUCUCUCUGUAGUCAGUUGGAGAUCAGACAGUGAGAGGAACAGAAGAUGUUGAAGAUGAAGAUGUUUCUGCUGCUGCUGCUGCUGCCUGCAGUCCUGAAUACAGCAUAUGGACAUUCAUUUGCAGUACCAAUACAGUGUAUCUGGAGUAAAGAAGAUAUGAGUGAUAUGGAGUUAAUUGAGCCCUACAUCAUUAAUAAGAUUAAGUAUGCGGAGUAUAACAGCACUCUGGGGAAGUAUACAGGAUACACUGAGACAGGAGUCAGAAACGCAGAGGAAUGGAAUAAAGACACUGCAUUACUGCAGUCACGAAAAGCUGAUGUGGAGAGAUACUGUAAACACAAUGCUCAGCUUUACUACACCGCCAUCUUCAGUAAAACAGUUGAACCUGUGGUUAAGGUGAAGAUGGUGCAGAAGUCAGAAGGUUCUCACGUGGACAAUCUGAUGUGCAGCGCUUACAGUUUUUACCCUCCACACAUUAAAGUCACCUGGAUGAGGAACGGUAAGGAGGUUAAGGCUGAUGUGACGUCCACUGAGGAGAUGCCUGAUGGAGACUGGUACUAUCAGAUCCACUCUCACUUGCAGUACAAACCUGAAUCUGGAGAGGAGAUCUCCUGUGUGGUGGAACACGCCAGCUUCAAAAAACCCAUGAUCUAUAAGUGGGACCCGUCCAUGCCUGAAUCUGAUAAGAGUAAGAUCGCUAUCGGAGCUUCAGGGUUGGUGUUGGGGAUCAUAAUCUCAGCAGCUGGAUUCAUCUACUACAAGAAGAAACACUCAGGACGGAUCCUGGUGCCCACAUAAACACAGGUCUUUACACUGAGAAACACUGGAGUGUUUACUGAAGAGGCUUUAACUGAUAAACAUCUGCUUUAUUCUGAACAUUUUUAACGGAUUUUCAUUAAAACUGAUGUUAAUAAUGUGAUUAUAUAUUUUAUAAAAGCUCAUGAGUAGAAAGUGAUUUAAAUUGAGCCAAUUUCUACAUAGGAAUAAAUACUUUUCAUUAUUAAGUCAAUAGCGCCCCCUACAGUCUGUUAUUACCUUCUCACUGUCUCAGAUUUUGCUCUUUAUUGUCUCAUAUUAACACUGAUCUGUACAUUCCUGCUUUUGUCAGAGGCUUCACAUGUAAUUUUAAUAAUAAGAUCUGGAUUUAUUGUGAUUCUGUAUGAAAGUUGACUCUUAAUAAACUUCUGAUUGUAGAAGAAACUGA